UUUAAAAGCCAAGCCUUUACACUCUGUCCUUCACACAUUUGGAUCCCAUUCUGGUGACAACACACUCCAAACCGCCGCGACGGAGAUUUAUAUGUUUUAAACUCAUUGUUUCCAUUUUAUUCUUUUUCAAACUGUACGUUUUAUAGGCUACACAGUGUUCUUAUAUAAAGUACAGGACCAGACCCUGACCGGGGACGCGCGGGGCUCUCUCACAGUCCUGUCCAUAUCUCACCGACGUUAUUUUCUCCUAAAUGUGUUGUUUCUUAAACACAGGAGCUCAGUCUCUUUAUGUUCUCGUUAUUUUCUGAAGGAGAAAAUUUGACCGGAUCUUAAACCAGAGGACUCAAGAUAUAGCAUGAUUCUUUGUGUACCAGGUCCCAGGACUCCUCUUCCCACUGCUCCGUCCACUGAAGCCCCACGGGGCAUGCGGACAGGAACUGUACCUCCCACCCCUUGCCUUCAAAGCACCCCUCCGCUAUGGGACCCCACAAAGGACCUGCGGGCGAUCGCCAGCAACUUCUGCUAUCUAGAAAAUUCAGGAUGGUACUGGGGAGCUGUAACUGCAGCUCAGGCCCAUGCUGCACUACAAGAGGCAUCUGAAGGAGCUUUUCUGGUACGGGACAGCAGCCACCCUCUGUACAUGCUAACCCUCUCGGUCAGGACUGCACGCGGCCCCACUAGUAUACGCAUCCAGUACAGCGGCGCCCAGUUUCUGCUUGACUCCAGCUCCCCGGCCCGUCCCAGCCUGUCGUCCUUCCCCAACGUGCUCAGUCUGGUGCAACACUACAUGGGACCAGAGAGGAAAGCGGAGGAGGGGAAGGUGGAGGAAGAGGCUCCUACCAAACCCUCUCAGCAGACAAUUCAGGAGACAUCUGUGGUAUUAAAACUGAAGCGGGCCGUGUACAAGCCCCAAGGCCUCCCCUCUUUACAACACCUUACACGCCUUGUCAUAAACAGACACUCUGACUGCCCCGACCAGCUACCACUCCCAAGGCCUUUGCUGCGUUACAUACAGGACUAUCCCUUCAAGGUAUGAGGGGUCCCUCAAGUCCAUGUUGAUGACUUUGAGGAAAGAAACCGUCAAACAGGUCCUCUGUGUGCCUGUAAAUGACACCGCUGCUCCAGCAGUUGGAGGCCAGUCACAAAAAUACUGGACACAGGGUUGUGUUUUUGCUGACGAAAUAUGUACAAAUUCAGUUAAUGCUGACGUGCCUGGUUUCUGACUAUAUUUGUCGUGGACUGGGUGAUGAAGAGCCCCAGAAAAAGAUGACUUGUGAGCAAACCUCAGUACUGUACUCUCAUAUGUCAUGACGGAUGUGGAAAUGGUCCAUAUCUGUUAUACCCUCAUCUGUUCUGGAUGUACAUACUGUUCCUGAGAAGUACACUGAUUCCAUUGAGACAUCUUUUAUGCCAUUUUAUUUUUCUCAGUACAACAUUUUUUCUACCUUUUACAUGUGUACAUUUUUCUAUUAAAGUAACCAACUGGAGUCUAA
Epinephelus fuscoguttatus (brown-marbled grouper) is the source of this 1493-nucleotide messenger RNA. RefSeq names its product cytokine inducible SH2-containing protein (gene cisha). Gene Ontology annotation, biological process: intracellular signal transduction; phosphatidylinositol phosphate biosynthetic process. Gene Ontology annotation, cellular component: phosphatidylinositol 3-kinase complex. Gene Ontology annotation, molecular function: 1-phosphatidylinositol-3-kinase regulator activity. NCBI's taxonomy places the organism in Eukaryota, Metazoa, Chordata, Actinopteri, Perciformes, Serranidae. The coding region runs from base 356 to 1036 and encodes 226 amino acids. The transcript has 3 exons. The record is from RefSeq and is a predicted model, not a curated record.